CUUCCAGAAGAAUGGUUUCUUGUUGGAGUACCCUGGUACUUUGCUAACAGAAGAGGAAGGUGAUGAGUUGAUGAAAACUUAUCCAGAUGACAUAGGAUCGUUCCUAUUUUUUUAUAAAAAUAAAUGGUAAGUCACCUACCGUUACUUUUUCUUUCAGACAGAAUAUUUUCUCAAAAAAUAUUUUCUUACCUACAAAAGCACACAAAGUGAUUCAUUUCGAAUAUAAAAUGUGUAAACUUAAACAAGUACGUAAGAUUGUUGAUGUAACAUCUGACUUUUAUGUUAUAGCAUUGAUGCAACACACGAAGAAAGGUUAGGAAAAUACGUCAACGAUUCAAAGUUUCCCAACUCUGCAAUGAAAAGUGUUUUGUUAAAUGGACGCCUGCACUUGUGCUUAUUUGCACUAAAAGACAUUUGCCCUGGUGAGGAGUUGCGAUACUCGUAUGGAGCUAGCGGUCUUUGGUGGAGAAAGGUUUGUGAAUUUCUCUUUAUGUUAAUGCAUCAAGCCUAUGCGUGCCUACAUUGAAUACUGUCUUUUUAUAGGAUAAGAGGUCCAAGGUAAAAUACACUUUAAGUAAACUAAAGGAAAAGAAUAAGAAGAAAAACAGUGAUUGUGACGUUGACUUUGCACUGGCAAGAAGUCAAUACAUAAAAGAUGGAUUAACAUUUAUUGAUGUGGAUCCACAGAAUAAGGCUAGAAAACAGAAGACAGUUGACGAUGGCGGGGAGAAUACAGUUGAGAGCGUGAACGAAUUUUCAAAUACAGGUAGAAGACAAGAGACAGUUGACAAAGGCGGGGAAAAUGCAGUUGAGAGCGCAAAGGGAAUUUUCAAAUACAUUUAGUUUUUAAUAUUUCUAAAUCUAUAUUGAUAUCGCAAUAAUAACACGCUGUUCAUUCCAAAAAUUUGCUCCUGUAGGAUAAAAGACAGGCGACAGGUGAGGGAAGCAUUAACGAUACAACUGAGAGCUCAAAACCAGUUCUAGAUAUGAAAGUGGAAGUAUUGCCAACUCAAGAAUACAAUGCGGCGGAAAUGUUAAAUGAAAUUUUUAAUCCUACCGAUGCUCAGGAAAAGUUUGCUGAUGUCGAUGAAUUAACAUUAGAAGUUAGACGCUUACGUGAUAACCCGCUACCAGAAAUGCCACCUAUGAAACGUGUGAAGCGAAAAGAAAACUGUGAUGAAAAGGAUUUGAACGUCACAGAAAGAUUGUGUCAGUUGAUUCGGAGUGGAAAUGUAGCUGAAGCCAAAAAAACUUUCAAUCUAUGGGAAAAAUCUUUGAGGAGCACUUUUCCACAGAAACGAAAACGAAAAGUGUGCACUUGUCCAGUCGGCUUUCAAGACAAGACUGAUUUAGUGGUUCAUCUUGUUCGAGUACAUCAGAUAACGGAAGAGAAUGCCAAAAGUUAUAAAAGCGGAAUCAGUUCAAAUAACGAGAGAAAAAGAUUAGCCAACGAGCAAAGGAAAACCAAACCUCGAUUUUACCGGAAAAAGAUUUGUCCCAUUCUGGGCUGCUCAAAAGUGGUUGUUCGAAUAGAAAAUCAUUUGGGAGAAACACACAAAAUUAAAGAUAACAAAAAAUUUAAGGCUGCUCUGAAAGAGGCCAUUGCUUUCGAGGAAUUUACACCUAAAAAUGGUUUAAGCGAAGAUAGCGCGACAAGUAGUUGCAGCGAAAGUAGCGAACGGGAAGAGGAAAACAAGAUCAUGAGGAAUGGUGGAAUGAAGUACCUCAAAGUUGCUGAAAAUAUGUCGCCUGUGAAUUCCAAUGAUAGCAGCGAUGAAGAUUGGUUUUCGAGAAAGGUUAGAAAUAUUGCGGAACGUAGGCGAGAAGAAAGAAAGCGUAGAACUAGCGAAAGACAAGAAGAAACUGUUUUGGUUAAGCAUCGAAAAUCUUCUUCCACGAUUUCUAGAGCUCCCUCCAUAGCAAGUGUUGGUCCUUUAUCUGUCGAUUUAGAAGAAACGGAAGAAAUAGAACCUGACUCAAAUUUCCCAAUUUUCAAUGAGACACUAGCUCCUUCCAUAACGACGAUUGAGCCUUUAUCUGUCCGUUUCGAAGAAAAACAAGAACAAGAACCUGUCCGUAGUAAAUUGCCAAUAACAAGCAAAAACGAUUCACUAGAAUGUAGAAUUGAAGAUUUGGAUGGAAGUGAGGAUGAAGAUGAGGAGGAUGAGAAUAUGGAUAUUAUAAUUACACCAUGGAGGAAUGAGUCACAUUUUGACAAAUUUGAAUUGUGGUUGGUUAGCCCUGAUGGUAAGCGAAAAAAUAAACGCGCUGCGAAACAACAUUCCAGACAAGUGCAACUGAUUUUAAAGGACACCAGCCAAGAUUCAUACGAAUUAUCCGUUCUUUUUGACCGCAUGAAGAUCAGGAAUCAAUGGUUACUGAAUUUUGAAAAACGGAGAAAAGCUGGAACUAUAAAAAGUUAUCUCCAUUCUCUAUGUCAUUUUUACAAGUAUAUUUUGUGUGACACACCUGUGCUUUUCAAAGAUUUCGUUAAGGACUGUCCAAGCAUGAUAGUUAUCAUGGAAAACUGGAUUGUGGAGUAUAGAAAGAAGGCCAAAAGUGACAAAUGGAUGAAAGAUUUGGAGCAGUUAGAUCAGCUCAUAACAGCUGAAGAGGUCAAAACCUUCGAUAAUUCAACACACGUAUCCAAUUGUCGCAGGAAUAUCAAGGAAGUGUUGGCCACUGGUAAAGUUCCAACAUUCAAGCAAUUUACCUCUGUUCGAGAUUAUAUCUUAACUUAUCUCUGCUUGGAUAACGCGUCAAGGACCGGUGCUUUGGCUAACAUGACAACCAAAGAGUUCAUGACGGGGAAAAUGGAAAAUGGAGUAUAUAUUGUAAGUGUUUUUAACCACAAAACAAUAGCGACGUCGGGACCAGCGACAAUUUGCUUCACUGCAAAUCUAUAUAAAGAAUCAUCGAUAUUCUUUCAACAUUUCCGAAAUAGGCUAGAAGGCCUAGACGACGAAAAAGGUUCUGCCAACAACCCGUUUUUUACCAGCUGGAGCGGAAAUAAAAUGUCUUCUUCAAUGGCCACAGGCCAGUUGAACUCAUUUUGGAAUAAAGCAGUGGGAAGGAGUUUGCUGCGACCACGUCUUAAUGCAACACUAGUCCGCAAGACGUGUGUCACUAAAACUCAUUCUUUGAGGCCAGAGUUGGAGCAACAGUUGGCAAAUUUAAUGUGCCACUCCAAGGCAACAGCCAGACGGUCGUACUUUCUGCAAGAAAAGUCAAAAAAUGCCGCAGAAACAAGUAGGGAGCUGAGAUCUGUCCUACGCCAAACUGGGAAUAACGUUGAUGUGUCUCUAGAGGAUGCCAUUAAAGUGCAUUUUGCAAAGGAGAUAAGUGAUGGUAAAAUCACUCUGACUGUCGUGAAAGAAAAGUCAACAUUACAUCCGAGCUUUUUUAAUCUUACCUCACUACAGCUACGAGAUAAAAUUCGUUAUUUCAUCAUGUCGAAGACGAAGAGACAGAAUAACGAUGAAGUUAGAGAUAAAGAAUUAACAGUACACGAACCAGAAGCCUCUUUUAACGAUAAUGAAGCUCUGAUCAGCGACAAUACAUCGAUUUCGACGUGUGAAACGACUUCAUCCUUGUUUGGAACUAGAAAAGAUAGGGUGAAGUUUUCCAGCGAAGAUAACCAAUCAAUUUGGGGAAAAUUUGGAGACCUGAUAACAGGAAGUAUAUUAAUUAAGGAGGCAGAUAUUCGCAGUGCAAGCAAAGCUGACAGAGUUGUGAAAGAUUUGAUCGAAAAAUACGGUGUAACCACAAUAGUGAUGAAAGUUCGCACUGAGAAAAAGAAAUUUGCAAAGGACAAUGCUAGUUAGAACAUUAGUAUAUUUCCCAGCAUGCAUAUAGAAAGUAGCAAUAAAAAAAUAUAAUCAAAAAGUGAAAUUUAUUUUCCCACCAAAUCAAUUCCCACCAACAAAAUGUUUCUGAUCAUUUUCUUAAUUUACCAUCCUCUCAUACACCUCUUUCGUGUAAUACGCUUUCAGAGCUAUUUUUAACUAAUGAAUAUCUAACUGUAUGUUGCAACACGAUAUAUUGUUAUUAAUUUUCAACAUUGUAUUAACAAAUGUUCCCGAUAAUUAUUCCGUUAGAAAUAAUAAUUCAAGUAAACGUUUGUGUUUAAAUGAACAUUUCUGUAAGGAACUUACCUUUUUCCAGCAUUAACAUAUUGUUCUGCCUUAGAAACUACUAUUCACGGCAUCUCUGACUAAAUAAAACACAUUUAACAUUACAGUGUCUAUUAUGGCGUGUAUUAACCAACAUAUCAAACUAUUCUUAGAUACAGUAUAGAGAAAGAUGUUCUCCCACAGGACAUUCGUAGGUAGUACCAAAGAUGUUACUCUGAAGUAAUUGUCAUAAUGUUAGUAAAAUAAACUGUAGG
Hydractinia symbiolongicarpus is the source of this 4387-nucleotide messenger RNA. RefSeq lists its product as uncharacterized. The transcript has 16 exons. The record is from RefSeq and is a predicted model, not a curated record. Bases 987 to 3824 code for a protein of 945 amino acids. Lineage: Eukaryota; Metazoa; Cnidaria; Hydrozoa; Anthoathecata; Hydractiniidae.